AUUGCAAUAGAGUAAGUAUUACACAGCAGUGCACUACUUUGAUUGCAUAUCCAAACAAUUUGUUUUGAAAGUAGUGUUAAAUCACGAACUCAGGCCAUCUCUGACGGCGAAUUUCACGGACGGCGCGGUGAUCUCUUGCCGCAGUUGAUAAGUUGAAGGCGACGACGAGAUCUGAGAAAUGUCGACCGAAAAUAAUAAUAACAACAAUGUCAACAACCAGAAUGCAACACCACCACCGACUGAGAUCGGCUCUGAUGGUCUUCCUCGAGAAUCUUCCGUCGUCUCCUACACCGAAAAGAUUAUCGAGGAGGAGCAACUUCAAUUGAGAAAAUAUAUCGAAGAAAAUUAUACCAAAAUCCGUGAUGUUGAGAAAGAGCUUACAAAUCUUAAUUUAGAGAUGAAACUUACAGCUGGGCCAAAAAAGGCAGCACUUGAACACCUGAGAAAGAAAAUUGAAAUGUCAACUGAGAAGAUUCGUCUUGCCAAGCUGAGGGAAGAACAAGCACGGAAGGUAUUGGAAGAAGCGACAAAAGCUGUCAAGGAUGAGGAAGCAAUAAAGCAGAACCUGUGUGAAGACUUAAAUCGUCUGGUUCAAGAAAGUAACAAUACCCAGUUUGCAAGACUUGGAGAGUUAAAAAGAAGACUAGAGGCUUUAAAUCCUGCCAGAUCACCCACCAUCUCUCAUGAUGAGAGUACUGUACAGAGCGCCACAGCUCCUGUUGCAGUAAUAGCUCAUUCACCGGAGACAUCUGUAGGAUUGCCUGGCAAUCUUGCUAAUCCAGGAAAUGCCGGAGUUACUACAGUGGCAAACGGCCAGAAUCAACAACCACAUGUUGAUGAAGGAAGGAAGAAGAAAACUGUAGUCCAAGGACGUGGAAGAGUUGGAGCAGUACCCAAGGGUAGAGGUCAGCCAGGCUGGACAGGAGCUGGGUUCGAUGUGGAUGGUAGAAGCUGAUCAGAAUUACUUAUCUGUAGUGAACUGUGAGAUAAAAGACUUUUUGCAGUUGCAGGUUUAGUCUUUUUCUUCCCAAUUUACACAUUAACUGUAUAUUUUCUCAGUUAUAUUUUUUUGUUGCAUAAAAUAUGGAACUCUAGGUGAUUGUACAAUUAUUUUUUUUUAAUAUAUUUACCUGUUCAUGACCA
Molecule: messenger RNA, 1143 nt
Organism: Daucus carota subsp. sativus
Lineage: Eukaryota; Viridiplantae; Streptophyta; Magnoliopsida; Apiales; Apiaceae
Exons: 7
Coding region: 179-955 (258 amino acids)
Source: RefSeq, a predicted model, not a curated record